This is a messenger RNA of Homalodisca vitripennis (glassy-winged sharpshooter), 1296 nucleotides long. Its product is annotated as low-density lipoprotein receptor-related protein 4-like. The record is from RefSeq and is a predicted model, not a curated record. Bases 77 to 1258 code for a protein of 393 amino acids. Lineage: Eukaryota; Metazoa; Arthropoda; Insecta; Hemiptera; Cicadellidae. The transcript has 6 exons.
GUCAUCUCAAGUGUUAUCAGCCCAGUAGUAGCCGCUGCACGGGAGCUGAUCUACUCGUCUACUUAUUAUUCUUCUAAUGCGUAUUAUUACGGUUUUCUGUGUAUUUCUCAUCUGUUACAGAGCAGAUGGAGUAGAUAUUCUCGUAGCAUAUGAUGAUGGAGUAGAAUAUUUCAACAGUUCAGAACACAGUUUCCGUUCUUUGGUACUACCAUCGGCUCCUGUGUCCGCAGUCGACUACCACUACCAGAGAAAAGAAGCAUUUGCUGCUUGGGAUAACCGCAUUUAUCGAUUUCCUCUUUUCAAUAAUGACUCCAGUAGGUCAUUCAGUCCUACUUCAGUUGCGAAUAUUUCGCUCUGUUGGUCAUUCGCGGUGGACUGGGUGCACGACCAUGUGUUUUGGCCGGAUUGCGGCAUCGACGCAGCCAUCAUGAUGUCGGAUCUAGAUGGCGGCAACAUCACAGUGAUUGUCCCAUUGUCACAGAAUCGUCCGAUAUGGAUUCCUGACAUAGCCAUCGAUCCUUACAGAGGACUCUUGUUUUGGAUCUCAGAUGGCUCUGUGUUAUCCUGCGGGCUGGACGGAAGGGAGAUCACAACCGUUGCUAAACUCGCCUUCACCGAAGCUGUGAACCUCGUGUUGGACAUGGUGGCAAAGAGAAUCUACCUGCUCAGUCGUAACAAGAGCUUCAAUGGUAUCUAUUACCUCGAAUACCACAGUUCUGAGCCUCUUCUCAUACAUGAUGAGGUCGAUGGUAAGAUCUGGAGCUUCAGUGUGUAUAAGUCGCAGCUCUACUUGUGUUACGAUAGCAGUAACGGCACUUACUUGACUACUCGCUCUGUUGCUGACCACGCUAGUUCUAAACAACAACUUACUAACUUAUCCAAGACGGUUUGGCAUAUGAAAGUCAUCGAUCCGGAACUGCAGACUCCUCCUGAGAUCGACCAAUGCACAUCCAAGGGAUGUUCCCACCAUUGCGUCGUACAGGAGUCGCUUGCUCUGUGCCGCUGCCCACGGAACUUCCACCUUGGCCGUGACCAGAUGAUUUGUGAAAUAAUUCAGGCCAAGAACGAUACAUUCCUCAGCGUGUUGGAAGGCAUCGCUUGUGUCGUGUUUAUCUUGUUGGCUGCAGGAAUUCUGAUGUGUCUCUGCGACAAAGUAUGGUCCAAUGUGCACCCCACCGUAGUACGUGUGACAAGCCCUUCUAACAGCUUCAAACGGCGUAUAUAUAAAGGCAGUGAUCUUAGUGAGAACCUUAUUUAAGGUAAAAUUUAUUCAAAUAAAAGUGUUUUUACAACUAA